AUGCAACCCAUCGGUCGACGACGCCGCUGGCGCAAUGUGGUGGAGCGGGCGCAAUUCAACGCGCAAUUGCGUCAAAUGAGGGAUCCGGGUCCUGGGGAUAAUAUUGGGAUGGCACUCACGGAAGCAUUACACCAAGCCAUUGAAACGGAACUCGGCCGUGAACAGCGACCCGCCCAUCAUUUUGUGAACUUUGCUAUUACAGCGCAUGGGUUCACCCACGCCUAUCAAACUGCCAAUUUCACUGUGGGGGAAUUUUUACAACGUACGGCUCGUUUGGAUGAGAUGUUGGCCACCCUGGCUGGCAAGUUAAACAGCAAUGAAGCCUUCAACCCCGAUCGCGGGUUCCAAGUAGAUGUGGUGUUUGUCUCUAUGCCUGGCCCAGGGUCUGGUCGACACAAAAAAACACUCAAUGCAGGACGUUCAUGUUUGGAUCGAGUCAAUAAAAAAAAGAAAUGCAUCAUCCCCAUCAAAAACAGAGAUGCCCUAUGCUGUGCCCGCGCCAUUGUCACCAUGCGAGCCCAUUGCCAUAAAGAUCAAGGCGUGGACGGGUUUCGCGACUGGGAGAAUCUCAAACGUGGGCUUCCUGUGCAGCAGCGUCAAUCCCAGGCCCUCCAUCAACAAGCAGGUGUGGCUGAGGGUCCCUGUGGAUUACCCGAGCUUCGUCAAUUUCAACAAGCGUUGGGGUCUCAAUAUCAACUCUUGGUGAUGACCCGGAUGAAACCGUUUUUUUUGAUCUUCAAAGGCCCCACCGCCCCUCAUCAGAUUCGUUUACUGAAAUCCAACGAUCAUUUUGAUGGCUGCACGUCUUUUCCUGCCUUUGUAAACCGUUCGUAUUAUUGUGUGGACUGUGAACGGGGGUUCAACUCCAACGAUCGGACCCAUCACACUUGUCAAGGAAGACGUUGCUCCGCGUGUGGGCGCUUUGAUUGUCCGGAGUAUGUGCGUGGCACCCGUCCCACCGAGUAUUGCAGUUCGUGUCACCGCAAGUUUUAUGGUAUCCAUUGUAUGCAAUAUCACGUGGUCAGCCGACAAUGUCAAUCCAUCAAAUGCUGUCGCAAGUGUCAAGCCCAAUAUACGGUCGUCCGCAACCAGCGUCACCAGUGCGGGUACGCCAAAUGCCUCGUGUGUCAGGAAUGGGUACCCAUCCAAGACCAUAAAUGUUACAUUCAGCCUGUGGUGGAGGAGCAUGAGGAGACUGAACCCACAGAGGAGGGGGGAGGUCGCAUGGUGGCGCCACCCCCUCCCCUGUUUGUUUACGCGGAUUUUGAAGCCAUGCAAAAUGAGGAAGGCGUGUUUGUAGCCAAUUUGUUGUGUUAUUCAUCGAGUGCCGAAACGACUAUUCAUGUAUUGGACGGGGAGGAUUGUGCCCUACAAUUUUUGCGUGAUUUGGAUGAUCUCACCGACGUUCCAGACAGCGAGGGCGAGCGGGAGAUUCUCGUGGUAUUUCACAAUUUGAAAGGCUUUGAUGGCAUGUUUAUUCUCCACGAACUCUACCAGCAACAACGCGUGGUCGAGGAUCAACUGACGGUGGGAGCCAAAGUCCUAUCGUUCAAGAGCGGACCCCUCAAAUUCAUUGACUCGUUAUGUUUCUUGCCCAUGCCACUCGCUUCUUUUCCCAGUACCUUCAAUUUGACCGAAUUAAAGAAGGGGUUCUUUCCCCAUUUAUUCAAUACCCCCGAUCACCAACAGUAUGUGGGCCGCAUCCCCGAUUUGGAGUUUUAUGAUCCUGAUGGCAUGAUGGCCAAAAAGAAAGAGGAACUGACCCGUUGGCACGCCGAUCAAGUCCGUCGAAACGUGCCCUUCGAUUUCAAACAAGAAAUGAUCGACUAUUGCAAAUCAGAUGUGGCUCUAUUGAAAGCGGGGUGUGAAGCCUUUCAAGAGGAAUUUGAACAGCAGGCUGGCUUCAACCCUAUGGCCAAGUGUAUCACCAUCGCCAGUGCUUGCAAUCUGUAUUGGCGCAAGCAUCAUUUGACCCCCGACACCAUUGCGGUGGAACCUCUCGGAGGGUGGCGAGGGGCCCAAGUCAAUCAAUCCCUCAAGGCCCUCCAAUGGCUCUACUACCAAGAACACCUUAUUCCCAAAGAGGGGGCCAGUGCUGACCGUAUUCGUCACGUUCGUAACGGGGGCGAACAGUCCAUCCGAACCAGUGCCAAUACUCAUUUCGUGGAUGGCUACGAUCCCCUGACUCGCACCGUCUACGAGUUUCAUGGAUGUCUCUACCAUGGCUGUCCCCGCUGUUAUCCUAAUAGGCAAGCCAAACAUUAUGUGGUGCCGGACAGAAGCGUCGAGGAACUCUAUCAAGCCACGCUCUCCAAACGCAUGGCACUGCUCCGAGCAGGCUAUACGGUGAUCGAAAUGUGGGAAUGUGAAUGGGACAACUUGGUAGACAGUGAUGAAGCCGUCCAACAUUUCUUGACGUCCUUUGAUCUGGUGGCACCCCUGGAACCCCGUCAAGCCUUCUUUGGAGGUCGAACCGGUGCCGUCGCUCUGCAUGCCGUGGCUGGAGAGGGUGAGGAAAUACGUUAUGCGGACGUGACCUCCCUGUACCCGUGGGUCAACAAAAACUGUCCUUACCCCAUCGGGCAUCCGCGGAUCAUCACGCAGCCCGCUGACCAGUCCCUGGAAUCCUAUUUUGGUGUCGCCACCGUGGAUAUUCUUCCCCCCGCUGGUUUGUUCCACCCUGUUCUGCCCGUGCGCAGUGGAAACAAACUCACGUUUCCUCUCUGCCGCGCCUGUGUCCAGACCGAACAGGCCCAAUCCAUGCUGACUAGAACCCGUUAUUGCCCUCAUUCUGACACGGAACGCACGCUACGCGGCACCUGGUGUACACCCGAAUUGGUUAAAGCUGUCGAAAAGGGGUACACGCUGAUCAAAAUCCAUGAAGUCUGGCAUUUUCCCCCUGAGCAACGCCAAACAGGUCUUUUUGCUGAUUACGUGAACACGUGGCUCAAGAUCAAACAGGAAUCCGCGGGGUGGCCGAGUUGGUGUCAGACCCUUGAGCAGAAACGCGACUACAUUCUUCGUUACCAGGAACGGGAGGGUAUCCGACUGGACAUUGCCAGCAUAGCCAAAAACCCCGGUCGCAAGACCACAGCCAAACUCAUGCUGAACAGCUUCUGGGGUAAAUUCGGGGAGCGAAUCAACAAACCCACCACUGUCACCGUUCAACAGCCCGCCGAUUUGUUCAAUCUCAUCUCUGAUGCUGCCCUCGAUCUCAGCACGCUCCGCCUUUGUACCGACGACAUCUUGGAGGCUGUCUACACCAGUGUCCACGACAAUGCUGUCAAAGGCACCAAGACCAACAUUUUCGUGGCAGCUUUCACCACCUGUCAUGCUCGAUUGAAGCUGUAUGAGUCCCUAAACACCCUUCAACAGCAAGUCCUUUACUAUGAUACAGACAGUGUGGUGUACAAGUGGCGUCCCGGUCAACCCAGCAUUGCCACCGGGGAUUUUCUCGGCGACAUGACCGACGAAUUAGAUGGAGACGUCAUCACCGAGUUUGUUUCGGGGGGCGCCAAGAAUUAUGGGUACCAGACCCGUGGUGGCAAAGUGGUGUGCAAGGUACGCGGUUUCACCCUGAACGUCCGCGGGUCGGCCAUUCUCAAUUUUCAGACUAUGAAAGACAACAUUCUCUCCGAAUUAGACUCGCCUCAGGACUCUCGCCGAAAUUUGAACAUGACCAACCCUUAUUAUUUCAAACGAGAUCUAGAAAAGAAACAAAUUCAAGUGGUUCCGCGCGUGAAGCAGUAUGGGUUGGUGUUCGACAAGCGUGUCAUUGAUGUCACCACUCGUUCCAGUUAUCCCUAUGGCUACGAAAGGAUUGGGAAUGAACUCGAUUUGCUAUUAGAUUUGUAA
This is a messenger RNA of Porites lobata, 3855 nucleotides long. The record is from the annotation of a GenBank genome assembly. Lineage: Eukaryota; Metazoa; Cnidaria; Anthozoa; Scleractinia; Poritidae.